UGCGGCCUCAACCGCCGGAUCCGGUCACCACCGGCCCAUGACGCGGCAUUCAACCACCGGAUUUCCGCCGCCGCCGGCCCCCGACGCGCCUUGAAACCACUGGAAUCAGUCGCGACGGCCCUGGGUGCAGCAACCAGCCCCCCAUCUAACCUUGGGCGGCUGUGAACUUCAUCUCCAUCACCGAUGAGCCUCCCCUCUCAUCUGGCCGGAUUCCAGCGAUCUCCGUCGUGCCAUGGCCUGUCUUGUUCCGGAUUCGGCCGCCGGGGCCACUGGAUCCAUGGCAAGUGGAUCCCGUGCGUGCUAGAUCCGGCUGUGGUGCGCCCCUCCACGCCAUGUAGUUCUCUUCCCAUGAGGCUCGCCGUUCUUGAUCCCGAGCUCCAGGGCUCCUCAAUGACAACUCCGAAGCACAACCGUGGCCGCUUGGAGGCACAAAAAAGGAGGGCAACGGCAGCGCCACCGCCGGACGGCCGGAGUCCUGCUCCUCCCCUUGUUCUGGUCCUUGUCUGCGUUCAGGCGCGGCUAUCAGUGUCGGCCACUGCGGGCGUCACGUGCAGCUCAGCCCACGGGGUCGAGAAGUACAUCCCACGGGACACCACAGUACUGUGUGGAAUCCUAGUACUGGACUGGCUUGGUCUUCCAAUGAGCUCCACCCUCGUCCGUCGGAGGGAUCCUCUGGGACUCACUGUUGUUUCUCAUUGCAGCUCACUGUUGUUCCCCACCUGAUGUUGAGUAGUGCAGGUUGCUUCUCAUUGCAGCUCGGUUGGGUCGCCGGUGCCGUACGCAGGCACGUGAGAGGACGACGGGCGUGUAGUUUGGUUUUGGCCGUGCGUCGCUCUGGUAUGGAUACGCGCAUCAUGCAUUUUACUCGACUGUGCGCAGAAGGUUCUUGAACUCCGUUGGCAUGUAGUUUCGACAGCGGCUCGUCAGCUUGUCCCGUGUUUUGCGGCUGAUGCCACUGCGUGUGCAUUUUAGUAGUUGGCCGCCCCGUGUAGUUUAGUUAAUGUGUUUGUAUCUACAAAGAAGGUUUUUGUUUUUGAGCAUGUACCGUGUAGUUUGGAGCAUGUGAACAUCCAGUGCAAAAUGGUGCAUUUUAUUUUUGAGGAGUUCAUGUAUAAAAAUU
This is a messenger RNA of Triticum dicoccoides, 1120 nucleotides long. RefSeq lists its product as uncharacterized. The coding region runs from base 184 to 723 and encodes 179 amino acids. NCBI's taxonomy places the organism in Eukaryota, Viridiplantae, Streptophyta, Magnoliopsida, Poales, Poaceae. The record is from RefSeq and is a predicted model, not a curated record. The transcript is spliced from 2 exons.